UUUACUCUGCAGCUUGUUGUUCAUUUUCUCUGCGUUAUGGUGAACUUGGACAGUCACGUGUGAAGAUCUCUGCAAACAUAGAGGACGACAACUUCGCACCUGGUGUGUCCCUUUGACUUUAACCGCGAGGAGAAUAUACCUGCCAUUUUUUUGUGAUAGCUGACAUCGCUGGACUCCUUCCACUCCUGUGACGGACAACAACAGCAAGUUCUCUCCCUUAGGGAUGAAAUAUGCAAGCUUUGCGCCCGUAGAAGAACGCAGACGACACACACUUUAAAGUCCAAAGUGGUUUUAAAUCAUGAUGAUGCAGGAGUCGGCCACAGAGACAAUAAGCAACAGUUCAAUGAGUCAAAAUGGAAUGAGCACCCUAAGCAGCAGCCAAUUAGAGGCUGGCAGUAGAGAUGGGAGAUCAAGCGCUGGUGACACGAGCAGCGAAGUAAGCACAGUCGAGCUGCUGCAUCUGCAACAACAGCAGGCCCUACAAGCAGCGAGGCAAUUACUCUUGCAGCAGCCAGGCAGUGGCCUGAAAUCUCCAAAGAGCCAGGACAAGCAGCGUCCACUGCAGGUUCCAGUGUCAGUGGCCAUGAUGAGUCCCCAGGUGAUCACGCCGCAACAGAUGCAGCAGAUCCUCCAGCAGCAGGUGCUCUCCCCCCAGCAGCUCCAGGCCCUGCUCCAACAGCAGCAGGCUGUAAUGCUGCAGCAGCAACACCUGCAGGAGUUUUAUAAGAAACAACAGGAGCAGCUUCAUCUGCAGCUUCUCCAGCAGCAGCACCCUGGCAAGCAGGCUAAAGAGCAACAGCAGCAGCAGCAGCAGCUGGCCGCCCAGCAGCUCGUCUUCCAGCAGCAGCUCCUGCAGAUGCAGCAGCUCCAGCAGCAGCAGCACCUGCUCAACAUGCAGCGGCAGGGCCUGCUCUCGCUGCCCGGGCCCGCUCCCGGCCAAGCCGCCCUGCCCGGACAAACCCUGCCCCAGUCAGGCCUGAGCCCCGCAGAGCUCCAGCAGUUGUGGAAGGAUGUGACCGGAGGCGGCGGUCACGCCAUGGAGGACAACGGCAUCAAACACAGCAACAGUGGCAACGGCAACGGCGGUGGCGGUUUAGACCUCUCCACCAACAACUCUUCCUCAACUACCUCCUCCUCCAAUCCCGCCAAAGCAUCGCCGCCCAUCUCCCACCAUUCCAUCGCCAACGGACAGUCCCCCGGCCUCAACCACAGAAGAGAGAGGGAACGGGAACGGGAAAGGGAGCGAGAGAGUUCACUACAGGAAGAAUGUGGCGGGACCCACCCCCUGUACGGCCACGGCGUGUGUAAGUGGCCCGGCUGCGAGAACAUCUGCGACGACUUCGGACAGUUUUUGAAGCACCUAAACAGUGAACAUGCCCUGGAUGACCGGAGCACAGCCCAGUGUAGAGUCCAAAUGCAAGUCGUACAGCAGCUGGAAAUACAACUUUCUAAAGAACGUGAGCGUCUUCAGGCGAUGAUGGCCCACUUGCACAUGCGGCCCUCGGAACCCAAGUCAUCUCCCAAACCACUCAACUUGGUGUCCAGCGUCACCAUGUCCAAGAACUUGCCCUCAGCAUCGCCCCCCAACUUACCUCAGACACCCACCACGCCCACAGCACCUAUCACACCCAUGGCGGCCAUGCCCCAGGUGCCAUCAAUACUGGGAGGAGCAAACGUCCCCAGUAUGGGAGCCAUGCGCAGACGCCACUCGGACAAAUAUUCCAUGCCUCUGUCGUCAGGUGGUGACACAGUAUUUAUUUUUCCGGAGAUUGCCCCAAACUACGAGUUUUAUAAGAACGCAGAUGUCAGACCGCCAUUUACUUAUGCAACCCUCAUAAGACAGGCUAUCAUGGACUCUGCCGACAUGCAGUUAACGCUUAAUGAAAUCUACAGCUGGUUCACACGCACGUUCGCCUACUUCAGACGCAAUGCUGCGACUUGGAAGAACGCUGUUCGCCACAACCUCAGUCUGCACAAGUGCUUUGUGCGCGUAGAGAACGUGAAGGGGGCGGUGUGGACGGUGGAUGAGAUGGAGUACCAGAAACGCAGGUCGCAGAAGAUCACAGGAAGCCCUUCACUUGUCAAGAACCUGCCCUCCAGUCUUGGCUAUGGAACUGCACUAAACGCCAGCUUACAGGCUGCCCUGGCAGAGACCUCUCUGCCCAUGCUGGGGACCCCCGGCCUCAUGAACAGCGGCUCCACGGGCCCGAUGGGAGGCAGCUGCCACGGCCUCCUCGGCGGUGACCCGUCUAUGCUGACGGGCGGAAGUCCAUCCUUACUUUUGGGCGGAAGUCCACCCGGAAUGUUGGGCGGGAGUCCACCGGGAAUGCUGGGGGGAAGCCCCCCAGGUAUAAUGAGCGGCAGCCCCCACACCCUGUUGCACGCCAUGCACGAGGGGCUCAACGGCUCUUUCGAUCACCUGGACACCAACGGACACAGCAGCCCCGGAUACUCCCCACCAGUACACAUGCUACCCAUUCACGUGAAGGAGGAGCCACUUAACAUGGAUGACGACGACUGUCCGAUGUCACUGGUGACGACAGCCAAUCACAGUCCAGAGCUGGACGACGACCGGGAGCUGGAGGAAGGGAACUUAUCAGAAGACCUUGAGUGA
Cottoperca gobio is the source of this 2614-nucleotide messenger RNA. It is a transcript of the gene foxp2, whose product is annotated as forkhead box P2. Gene Ontology annotation, biological process: regulation of transcription by RNA polymerase II. The record is from RefSeq and is a predicted model, not a curated record. Gene Ontology annotation, molecular function: DNA-binding transcription repressor activity, RNA polymerase II-specific; RNA polymerase II cis-regulatory region sequence-specific DNA binding. NCBI's taxonomy places the organism in Eukaryota, Metazoa, Chordata, Actinopteri, Perciformes, Bovichtidae. Gene Ontology annotation, cellular component: nucleus.